Prunus dulcis (almond) is the source of this 1494-nucleotide messenger RNA. RefSeq names its product NAC domain-containing protein 43-like. Gene Ontology annotation, molecular function: DNA binding. The record is from RefSeq and is a predicted model, not a curated record. Gene Ontology annotation, biological process: regulation of DNA-templated transcription. NCBI's taxonomy places the organism in Eukaryota, Viridiplantae, Streptophyta, Magnoliopsida, Rosales, Rosaceae. The transcript has 3 exons. The coding region runs from base 5 to 1315 and encodes 436 amino acids.
AAUUAUGACUGCGGUACCCUUUACGAUAUCAAAACCCCUCCCUCUCCUUGUUUGUUCUAGCUCCUUCAAUUCCACUCUUUCACCGCCAAGAAGUUUUCUUUUUUCUUUUUGGUUUUUCUUUGUUAUAAUGGCUGAGGAUCAUAUGAAUCUAUCAAUAAACGGCCAGUCUCAAGUUCCUCCGGGCUUUCGGUUCCAUCCAACUGAGGAGGAGCUUCUCCAUUACUAUCUGAGGAAGAAAGUGGCCUUUGAGAGGAUUGAUCUUGAUGUGAUUCGAGAAGUUGAUCUCAAUAAGCUCGAGCCAUGGGAUAUUCAAGAGAAGUGCAAGAUAGGUUCCACCCCACAAAACGAUUGGUACUUUUUCAGUCACAAAGACAAGAAGUACCCGACCGGAACUCGAACCAAUCGGGCAACUGCUGCCGGGUUUUGGAAGGCCACAGGGCGGGACAAGAUCAUCUACAGCGGCUUUAGAAGAAUUGGGUUGAGAAAGACGCUUGUGUUUUACAAGGGGAGAGCUCCUCAUGGGCAAAAGUCGGAUUGGAUCAUGCAUGAAUAUAGGCUUGAUGAAAGCAACACCCAUGACACCACCGUUUGUAAUUCAAUGGCCGAGUCAAUGGCGGAAGAUGGGUGGGUGGUAUGCCGAGUAUUCAAGAAGAAGAAUUAUCAGAAAGCCUUAGAGAGCCCUAAAGCCUCCUUCUCCAUGGAAUCAUCAAGCAACCAAAUACACAGUUCCAGAAACGAUGGAGUGCUUGAUCAGAUACUCAUGUACAUGGGAAGGACUUGCAAGCUCGAAAACCAUGACCAAUCCUUGAAUAACUUAUCAGAAAGAUUUAUGCAUCUCCCAAGGCUCGAGAGCCCAACUCUUCCAACUUUUGAUCAGGACCGUAGCUUCAAAGCUUGCUACCAGGCCAUUGAUGAGAUGCUCAUAGACACUCCUUCUUCAACAAACCAAGCAAGUAAUGGUUGUGACAAUAAUGACCCAGUUGAAGAUCAUGAUGAGUACCCCAAAACCAGGCUAAAUGACUGGGCUACCCUUGACCGCCUUGUGGCAUCUCAGCUGGGUCAACUCAACGGCCAAGAUCAAGAGACAUCAAAGCACAACCUGUCAUGCUUUGGUGAUCCAAACAUGGCUUUUUGUUCUUCUCCUCCACAUGAUCAUGAUCAUGACCAUGACGUACAACUAUCAUAUCCAUACCUACGUACAAGUAGAUCCCAUCACCAAUCUGAAGUCUACAGCAACGAGAAUGAUCUUUGGAACUUCACCAAAUCGCCGUCAUCGCCGUCGUCGUCAGACCCACUGUGCCACUUGUCGGUAUAAGGGAAGCACUUGGACCGACAUAUAUUCUAUAUACAUAAUACAAUAGUAGCUCUUAAUGCUUAAUUAAGAAGUACAUGUAGGGCAGUACGUAUAUGUUUACAUGAGAAUAAUAUAUACUUGUGACCAAUAAUAAAAAAAUUUAAAAAAAGGAUUAAAUAAAUUAGGUGGUAAUUGAGAUA